AGUCAGACAAAGUGCACAUAGUAAUCGCUCUGUUCCUGACUGCUGUAGAAUGAAGUUUGGCAGUGCUCAGCAGUGAUAGGAGGCGGUGUCUGCCUUCCGCCCUCCCUCCUCCUACAGCUGCACACACACAGAGGAAGAAGUGACUGACCCAGUGUAACGCUGAUCACAUGGAUGUGUGCUCCUGUCAUUGGCAUUCAGUUACAGUUUACCAGAGCAAUGACUUCGGUGACCACAUCUGUGUUUGGGAACCUGCCCGGCGGAGGAACAGUGGAGACGUUUCAUCUUGAGUCAGACUGCGUUAAGGCAGAAAUAAUUUCCUUUGGCUGUAUCAUAACUCGUUUACAAACGAAAGACAGAGAUGGAAAUUUCUCAGAUAUUGUCCUGGGGUUUGAUGAUUUAAAUGGUUAUACAGAUAAGCAUCCCUAUUUCGGUUCAGUGAUUGGACGUGUAGCAAAUAGGAUUGCCAAGGGUAAAUUCACUGUGGAUGGCCAGGAUUUCCAGUUACCCAUCAACAAUGGACCAAACAGCAUACACGGAGGACUUAAGGGCUUUGAUAAGGUGCUCUGGACUCCUGAGGUGACUGAGAAUGGUGUGCGGUUCUCUUACACAAGUGCUGACGGAGAGGAAGGAUAUCCCGGAGAGUUGAAAGUCUGGGUGACUUACACACUUCGUGGUGGCGAGCUAACGCUACACUAUAAAGCCCAGACUAGUAAAACCACACCUAUGAAUCUUACAAACCACUCCUAUUUCAAUUUGGCGGGACAGGGUACAGUAAAUAUAUAUGACCAUGAAAUUACCAUUGAUGCUGAGCAUUAUCUUCCUGUAGAUGAGACCAUGAUACCCACAGGAGAGGUGGCAGCUGUUCAAGGAACUUUCUUUGACUUAAGGAAGCCAGUAAAUCUUGGGAAUCAGAUGGCUAAACUGCAAGAAAAUGGCUAUGACCACAACUUUUGCUUAAGUGUGACACAGAAACCCAAGCUUUGUGCAAGAGUGUAUCACAAGCCAAGUGGCAGGGUUCUCAGCGUCAGCACAACUCAGCCUGGAGUCCAGUUCUACACUGCUAAUUUCUUGGAUGGAUCACUUAAGGGAAAAGGUGGUGCUGUGUAUCCUAAGCAUUCUGCGUUUUGUCUUGAGACUCAGGCAUGGCCAGAUGCUGUAAAUAAGCCACAGUUUCCGAACUCGCUUCUGCACUCAGGGGAAGAGUAUAAUGAGACCACUUUGUUUAAUUUCUCUGUGCAGUAAUAUACACUGUAAUCUACAUCAGACAAUUUGGGACUAUACAGCUGCUGAUAAAUUACAUAUUCCAGCCAGCCAUGUUACACUACAUCAUGGGUGGCCAACCCGAUCUUCAAGGACCUUUAACAGGUCAUGUUAUACAGACCGCCUGUGGAUAUGUAGAAUGAGUCAAUAAUGCUGGGCAUCGGUGUAUCUGGCCGAUCGAUCACCCAGAUAAUUGUACUGUGUAUUCUCGUGAUUGAUCUAAAUAAAAAACAAUUGGUCGACAUGCAGUAUCCGUCCGAUUCGGUAUUUUUGGAGUUGCAAGUCAGCCACAUUAAGCAGCGUAUGCACUGCCACAGCCAACUGCCCCUUUUCCUUCACAUGGGAAGAACUAGGAAAUGUCUCCUCCCUGUGAAGGUACCCAGGUAUGGUGGCCAUAUACCAUGUGAGCUAUCUCACAGUGUAUUGUUACGAUAUAUGCUGGGUUGGUUACAAGCUGUCAUAUGUCUGACAGGCAUUUUAUGUGACUGUUUAUGGUCCGCAUUAGAAAUUAAUGUACCACGUAUUUUAAUACACCAGCUACUUACUGUAGGUGGUCUGGAAUAUGUUCUCUAAGGCCGGGUUGGCCACCCCUGAACUACAUAAUCCUGAUCAUUGAAGAUUUCAAGACUGAAAAGGUUUCCUAAAUGAAUAUUCUGUUUCACAAUUUUGUCCUGACGGAAAUCCUUCCUAUGUACGAAAAUAAAUAUAUUUACUUUUACUCAGUUUAAAAAUUACUAGUAAGGAGACAAGAUGUAUAGACAGUCACAUGCAUAAUGAUAAUAAAAAAUGAACAAGACAUAUACAUGAACUUUGUACAGUAGUGUAUUUCUAGUUCUUAAUAUGUACUUUUACAUAUGUAUUAGAUUAAUAUCAUAAUAAAUAUCACUUAUUUCAUGUAAAAAAUUAUUGCCUAAGUAUAUUUACGAUACUGUAGGUGCAAAUAUGGUAAACGUAUGCACUGUAUAUCUGUAUUUUUUGGCUGUUUUAAAUAACUGGUUAUAGUUUAAGAUGAAAUCUAAUAAAAGCUAUAUAUUACCUAGACAAAA
Messenger RNA from Pseudophryne corroboree (corroboree frog), 2306 nucleotides. It is a transcript of the gene GALM, whose product is annotated as galactose mutarotase. The record is from RefSeq and is a predicted model, not a curated record. NCBI's taxonomy places the organism in Eukaryota, Metazoa, Chordata, Amphibia, Anura, Myobatrachidae. The transcript has 8 exons. Gene Ontology annotation, biological process: glucose metabolic process; beta-D-galactose catabolic process via UDP-galactose, Leloir pathway. Bases 172 to 1242 code for a protein of 356 amino acids. Gene Ontology annotation, molecular function: aldose 1-epimerase activity; carbohydrate binding.